CUGAAUCUUCUGCAUAUAUAGGACUCACAAAGCAUUUGUAGCGGAGACCGGUGAAACCUUGUAAUUGAGUUUUGCCGAACUUGAUCAAACUGUUCUGGGUGAAUUAUUCUUAAUUGGUUCCUGGAAGUGAAACUUUGUUUUGCUUGAAUUAAUCAUCCACCUUGGACCUUGGUUAUUUAGCAGCAUGAGACUAUGUUUUGGAGCUUAUCUAUAUUUUGUUUAAAGGUCAACAAAUAAAACAAACCGCUUGAAACUUGAAACUUGAGAAGAAUGGAUACCUUCCUAUUCACUUCCGAGUCGGUAAACGAGGGUCAUCCCGACAAGCUAUGUGAUCAGAUAUCUGAUGCAGUUCUUGAUGCCUGCUUGGAGCAAGACCCUGAAAGCAAGGUUGCAUGUGAGACAUGCACCAAGACUAACUUGGUCAUGGUAUUUGGAGAGAUCACUACAAAAGCCAAGGUAGACUACGAGAAGAUUGUGCGCGACACGUGUCGUUCCAUAGGAUUUGUGUCUGAUGAUGUUGGCCUUGAUGCUGACAACUGCAAGGUUUCGGUCUACCUUGAGCAGCAAAGCCCUGACAUAGCUCAGGGAGUCCAUGGCCACCUCACCAAGCGACCUGAAAACAUAGGAGCUGGUGAUCAGGGUCACAUGUUUGGCUACGCCACAGAUGAAACACCUGAGCUCAUGCCUCUCAGCCAUGUCCUUGCAACCAAGCUUGGUGCCAAGCUCACUGAAGUCCGCAAGAAUGAGACCUGUCCUUGGCUGAGACCUGAUGGAAAAACUCAAAUCACUGUUGAGUAUGUUAAUGAUCAUGGUGCCAUGGUCCCAGUGCGUGUCCACACUGUUCUCAUAUCUACUCAACAUAAUGAAACAGUUACCAACGAUGAGAUUGCUGUAGACUUGAAAGAGCAUGUUAUUAAGCCUGUUAUUCCUGACAAGUACUUGGAUGAGAAGACUAUUUUCCAUCUCAAUCCAUCUGGUCGUUUUGUGAUUGGUGGCCCUCAUGGGGAUGCAGGUCUCACAGGGCGUAAAAUCAUUGUUGACACAUAUGGUGGUUGGGGAGCUCAUGGAGGUGGUGCUUUCUCUGGGAAGGACCCUACCAAGGUGGAUAGGAGUGGAGCCUAUAUUGCUAGACAGGCUGCCAAGAGUAUUGUGGCCAAUGGACUUGCUAGAAGGUGCAAUGUGCAAAUAUCAUAUGCAAUUGGUGUUCCUGAGCCAUUGUCUGUGUUUGUUGACACUUUUGGCACCGGAAAUAUUCCUGACAAAGACAUUUUGAAGCUUGUGAAGGACAACUUUGAUUUCAGGCCAGGAAUGAUUUCCAUUAAUUUGGACCUGAAGAGGGGUGGAAAUGGCAGGUUCUUAAAAACUGCUGCGUAUGGCCACUUUGGAAGAGAUGACCCUGACUUCACAUGGGAGGUAGUGAAGCCUCUUAAGAGGGAAUAAAAAAGCUGUUUGCGAUGAAAAUAAUAAUGUUUUCAAUCUUCAUAACCAAGAUCAUAAUGAAAAUAAUAAUGUAUCUCUUCUUUUAAAAAAUAAAAAUAAAAUAUUCUACCCUUUCUGUCCAUCUCCAAUGUUUGUUAGGUCUUUCUCACAUGA
This is a messenger RNA of Cajanus cajan (pigeon pea), 1593 nucleotides long. RefSeq names its product S-adenosylmethionine synthase 1. Lineage: Eukaryota; Viridiplantae; Streptophyta; Magnoliopsida; Fabales; Fabaceae. Gene Ontology annotation, biological process: S-adenosylmethionine biosynthetic process. Gene Ontology annotation, molecular function: methionine adenosyltransferase activity; ATP binding. The record is from RefSeq and is a predicted model, not a curated record.